GAACCUAUCCUUGUGGAGUGUAGGGAGUAUUAGGUGAAAAUUUACGAAAAGGUACUUUUUCUACAGGCGGUGUCAUGAGUAUCAGCUAGUGUUGUUCAAAUAAUAAAUAAAAGUGUAUUAUCUAUUCAAAGUAAAAAAAUUACAUCCAAGCCUUUUUUCUAAACGUAGUAAUUAAAACCCCCGGAUAGCAUCAUAACAACGGUUGUGAAUAUUAAUAUCAGGAAAUUGCUUUGUAAUAAUGUUAAGUGCCGUUCAAUUUAAAGGCUUUAAGUGUUGUUUAAAUUACGUUCUCAUUUAGUUAACUAAGCAACAGUAAAAAUGAUUAGACAGUAUUUUGGUGAUAAUAAAAACAAAAAUGUUUUACGUUUGAGAAACUCAAAUGUAAAAUGCUUGAAGAAAUUAAAAUUAAAAAAGAGGUUUAUAUUUUUCGGCCAAAAUAGUGGGAUUCAUGGUUUGCGACAUUUGUUUGCGAACGGAGCGUUUAUUAUUAACAGGUUAUUUUGGUUGCUGAUUGUCUUGGCUUCCGCCGGGUGCCUGUACCUUCUGCUACUGUCCGAUGAAAGGGACGAUCUGAACUUCACUCCCGACAGCCUGUACUUGACCUGGACCACCACCUUCCCGGCGGUCACCGUAUGCGAGACAUAUUCUGGGAGGGCUGUGCAGAAGAAACUGCUCGAAAAAUACCCAAACUACACACAACACCUAAGCCUGGACUUCAGAAAGUACAUAGCGGCAGUAAUGUAUGGACGUGGCUCGUGUAGCAAGUCUAUCUGCGUGCCCUGCGGGGACAAGGUGCCGUGCGACUUGCCCAUAAGAGAAAUCUUUGACAAUAUACGUCUUAAGUGCACAGAGUUACUGUCAAACUGUUCGUUCAAUGGCAUGGAGUUUCCAUGCUGCGACAAAUUUCACAUCGUCGACUCAGAGUACGGCCCAUGCUACUCCUUCAACACACUGCAGAGCGAAAAUUCCGAUCUGGAGUCGCUGUUCAGAGUAAACAGAUCUACGGGUCCAGGCAGACUGGACUUUCGAAUUUCAGGGGACUCUGAAGUCGCCGUUCAUAGUCCAGAAGAAUUAGCGACGUUGGAUUUGGACCCGAAGUUCAAGUUUGAGGUGAAGUUGUACCUGGAGAACAGGGUGGAGUACUUCUUCUCAGUGGUGGAAAUUGAGAACGAUAAGGUUCUAGCUCGAGAAGACAUGAACGUCCGGAGGUGUCGAUACUUAGACGAACUACCGAACGACUUCUAUAAAUAUCCGGUGUAUGGAUAUGGUGCCUGCCAGCUUUCUCAUAGUACCGAGCAUGUGUUCGAACAUUGCCAAUGUAUCCAUCCCAUCAGGCUUAAAACCUAUGAACAUUUGUUCUGCAAUUUCACUGGCAUACAUUGUGUUGUAAUUCAUGAAUUUGAGAAAUCGAAAUUAGGCGUUGACUCGAAACCUAUGGCUGAUGACAACUGUCUGCCCUCGUGUGUGGAGAGUGAACUAACCACUGUGCACAUUUCCAGAAAAUGGGUACAAGCAGCGGAGCCGACCAAAGGAGCGUCGAUUACUAUUCAGAUGAUAGCGCUUCCUACACUGCGGUUCCAGAGGAAUCUCGUCACUUCCAAUUUGGACAUUGUUGUGAACGUGGGAGGAAUGUUUAGUUUAUUCUUCGGAGCGUCUAUUUUUAGUUUUGUUGAGAUCUUUUACCUUAUUUUUAGAAAACAAUAAUAUCAGAACACUUCAAUUGACUAUGGCAUCUAGGCAUAUUCAUUAUUUCGA
Plodia interpunctella (Indianmeal moth) is the source of this 1755-nucleotide messenger RNA. RefSeq lists its product as uncharacterized. The record is from RefSeq and is a predicted model, not a curated record. Gene Ontology annotation, biological process: sodium ion transmembrane transport. Gene Ontology annotation, molecular function: ligand-gated sodium channel activity. The transcript is spliced from 11 exons. Gene Ontology annotation, cellular component: plasma membrane. Lineage: Eukaryota; Metazoa; Arthropoda; Insecta; Lepidoptera; Pyralidae. Bases 319 to 1704 code for a protein of 461 amino acids.